GGAUAAUCUUGAUCAGAAAGCAGAGGUGGACUUAUCCGCCCAGUUUUUGCUGCGUUGUCCUGAGCACGGAUAUGAGAAAAUGCACCCCGGACGGACGAGUCCCGCGACGUCUGCGGCCGGCGUCGAGGCCCGGAGAACGCGUCGGAUCGAAGAGCGACAUCCCGAAGAAGAAACUCUGUGGACAUUAUUCAACACAUCACUCGGCGAUUUUGAGUUUGAGCAGGACCGCAGCAAGACCCAAACAACGCGAGCUCCCUGGCGGGCGUACGCGGGAACACCAUUUCAGACGUCUCUUGAGCAAGUUGGAGCUGCACCUCCAAACGUCAGUGAACUGCCACCAAAGCACAACUUCCACCUCGACCAGGAGCUCUUCGACGGGCCGCCCGCGCCCGAACGCCCAACGAAGACCCGCCGGGAACGAGAGGAUCCCUACUACGCCAGCAUUUCGUACGCAGAUGCGGUGUACGAGGACAUGUCGGACAUAGUUCCCCCAGAGGUGAGACCCAAACCGGUCGUCCCGGCCAAGCCCCCCAACGUGGGCGCCCCUUCCCCCUCCGCCCCCUUCCCGCAUCAAGUGGGAGCGGGAGUCUCCGCGCCGCCCCCCAGCGCCAUCCCGGUGCCCAUCGGGAGCCACGGGGGCUCUCACGCCGUCGGGGGUCACGGCCACGGCGGGGGGUCGGCGCUGCUGGGGUACAUCGGCAUCGACGCCAUCAUCGAGCAGAUGCGCAAGAAGACCAUGAAGACGGGCUUCGACUUCAACAUCAUGGUCGUCGGUCACAGCGGUCUGGGGAAGUCGACUCUGGUCAACACCUUGUUUAAGUCCCAGGUGAGCAGGAGGAGUGCCGGCUGGUCCCGCGACGACAAGAUCCCCAAAACUGUGGAAAUCAAAUCGGUGUCUCACGUUAUCGAGGAAGGCGGCGUGAAAAUGAAGCUGACCGUUGUGGACACGCCGGGUUUCGGGGACUUGAUCAACAACGACAACUGCUGGGAGCCCAUUUCCAAGUACAUCAACGAGCAGUACGAGAAGUUCCUCAAGGAGGAGGUGAACAUUACCAGAAAGAAGCGCAUCCCGGACACCCGAGUCCACUGCUGCCUCUACUUCAUCUCCCCGACCGGACACACGCUGCGGCAGCUCGACGUGGAGUUCAUGAAGCGCUUGAGUCACUCCGUCAACAUCAUUCCUGUGAUAGCCAAGGCCGACACCAUGACCCCCGAAGAGCGGCACGACUUCAAACAGCGGGUGAAGAAGGAGCUGGAGAUGAACGGCAUCGAGUUUUACCCGCAGAAAGAGUUCGACGAGGACAUGGAGGACAAGAGCGACAACGACAAGAUCCGAGAGGCGAUGCCCUUUGCUGUGGUGGGCAGCGACAAAGAAUACCAAGUCAACGGCAAGCGAGUUCUGGGGAGGAAAACCGCGUGGGGGGUUGUGGAAGUGGAAAAUAUGAAUCACUGCGAGUUCGCCCAGCUCAGAGACUUCAUCAUCAGAUCUCACCUGCAGGACCUGAAGGAGGUGACCCACAACAUUCACUACGAAACGUACCGCGCCAAGCGGCUCCACGAGAACGGAGGCCUGCACCCCGUCGACACCCAGGAAAGCAACCUGUAAGCAGCCCCCGACGGACGUGGCCGCCGUUUUACCACCGUGACUGGCAUCGCUGCAUGAUUGAAACACUACGAAAUGCGUACAUAUCAGCGUGAUUUCAUGUUAUUUAAAAACGAAAAAAAGGGGAAAAAAAACUUGCUUGUUGAAGUAAGUCAAUAUUUGGGUGUGCCGCCCAGAGUUUUGGUGCCAAAAUACAAAAGACUGCCAAUGCCUUGAAACUGCUUGUUGAUUGGUUGAAACUUCAGAGCCGUCUCAGAGAAAACGUGUCAUUAUGUUUGGUUCAGUGUGUACAUACCGUAAUUCCCGGCCUACGGAGCGCACCUGGUUAUAAGCCUCACCCAGUACAUUUGUAAAGGAAAUACCAUUUGGUACAUACAGUACCUGGGCCGCAGCUGUGUAAAAGACAAAGAAAAACGGUACACAGAGAGUUUAACGCUAACACUAGCGCCGUGCUAAGGCUAACGCUGGCGACACCGCGCUAAGAGGGCCGUUUUAAAAAAAAAAAACAUAGUGGUAAAAAUCAGAGACACGGCAGUAACACGCUAGCGCAGCGCAAACAGGAUCUAAAAAAAUAAAAUAAAAUAAAAGACUGGAUAGCGCAUACUUAUCUAGCGGUAUGUCGAUUGGUUGAAGUCAGUUGGCCUCCAUCUUGGUACUCCCAAAACGUUUGGAGGACACGGUUUACAGGUUGGAUUAUGGCAGGGUUUUUCCUCAAAGUUUGGCAUGUAGAAUUGAAACUGGACGUGUGCGCUUGACAUUUUUUCACUUCUGCUAACAUGAACGAUUUUUAAUUUGACUUGGCAAGUGCAAAGGAAAGACGUAGAACACCGUGACUAUCAAGAAACCUCUCAUAUUACCUUGGACCCGGUUUCCGUGACAUGUUAACUUUUCCCAAAAUACGCUGUGUGCACGAUCAUCAUCAUAACAUAGCAAAAAACUAAGCAUUUUUUGUCAUAAAAACGUUAAAUUUUAAGUCAUUCAGUUAGAUAGAUUUUGGGAAAUAAGGACUCGCAAAUACAUGCUCAACGCAUUCUUCAUUUGUUGUCACUGCGACGGAAAAUUUCAACUUGUUUCCUUGCAUUUGAAAAUCAAAUUCAAUUUGCAGAGUUCUGAAUUAUGAAAUUCAUCGAAAAUUUCACAGAAAAUGUGUUUUCCUGCUUAUCCGCUGAUGAAGUUUGGGAAAAUGUUGACGUCGCUUUUUCGCAAAAAACCGUCUGCCUAUAAAGGUGAAGCAGAGAGUGAACAGUGAACAACAACAACCGGAAACAAAACUUUGUUCAAGUGAAUUGAGCUCAUCAGAAAAUAAAACAACCCUUUACAAACAAACUUGAACAGUGUCAAAGUACGCUGCACAGGUCGGCAUGCUUGUUUUGGGAGUAUCAAGAUGGCGGAUGGCGACUUCAGUUUUUGGUGGCCAAUGAGCCACCCAUUCUUUUUGAUUUUUGAUUUAUUUUUUUAAGACCAGCGAGGCGGACCGGUAAAAGUCACUUCCUCGGCACGUAGAUUCCACCUGGUCUCACUCUUACCUUUUCCACUCGAGCGCCCCCUUCCGGCCGUUAGAAAAAAAAUUCACAAAUUCGCGGCAUCAACCGCAUAAACCGCAGGGGUUGAAAGCGUGUGGGGGGGAGAAGUCGCGGCUUGAAGGCCGGAAAUUACGGUAAAUAUUUUUGUUUUUGUGACCGACGGACGUUUACGAUCUUUUAAUGAGUUCAAUCACAAUCGUGAUUAAUUUCUGCCUCGAGGAGACAUUUCAUCACAUUUAUCGUUGCAAUGAUUAUAUUGUAAUUGACACGCAGAACUUCAAAUAUUCAAACAAGUCAGCACGAUGAGCUCAAAUUAUUAUUUAAUAAGAUGAUAAAUAAAUGCAUUUACAAGAGCACGUUUAAAGUGACCUAACAUAACAUUUAACUGGCAUCCACCUUUGACCGGAAGAAGUUUAUUCAUUUCGUUUCGAACCUGGAAAAAGCCCAAUUCUGACGUGAGGGAAUUGCCAUACCACUUCCCACCGCUUGGCGGCAGCGUUUGGCCAUUUUUCUCUCGGGAUCCUCGCAAGAAGUUGACAAAGAUGAUUUAUUGCAGCCAUUUUUGCUAUUAUUGCUCAUAGUUUCCAAAUAUGUCGAUGUCCAUACGGUCGCAAUUAAUCCCGAUUGAGGUCAUACGAAUUGUGGAAGUAUUUUACAAAAUUUCAACAAUGCACAUGUUCAAGUGUUUGUUUUAUGUUCAGAACAAAAUUGUACUGGACUGGACUUUUUUUUUCUUUUUCCUGUAGAGCAGAAAUAUGCAAAAAAAAAAAAAAAAUACAGGAAAUUGUACCAAUCAGGUUCUUUUUGGAGGGAUGAAUAAUUUUUUUUAUUCAAACAAACACGAGCAUUUUGUGUGAUUUGAGACGUAGUUGUUUGUGGAUUUUAGUGGAGUCGCGAAAAAUGUAAAGAAAUAGUGUGAGAUGAUUUUUUUUCCCCUCGUCUGUUUACUUGUGCAUGUUCGAAUCCUAAAGGUCUGCGAGCCUCGACCCAACCACUGCACUCCUACAUCGACCAUUUGCGACCGUGUCACGUUUCGGUAUCAACACUAACUGCUUUCUGCAACUAUGGCAGCCCGCGAUGGACAGAUUGCGCAUCGUUUUGACUUUCAAUUAGUUAUAACCUUUUUUUCAGGUUUCCUGUGAAACAUCGAGAUAUAAUUUGCAACACUGGAAUCUCUUUUUGUAUUUGUCUUAUUUAUUGGAAUUUAUUUAAUAAACGUGCA
Syngnathoides biaculeatus (alligator pipefish) is the source of this 4348-nucleotide messenger RNA. RefSeq names its product septin 3 (gene septin3). Bases 80 to 1606 code for a protein of 508 amino acids. The transcript has 12 exons. Gene Ontology annotation, biological process: cytoskeleton-dependent cytokinesis. The record is from RefSeq and is a predicted model, not a curated record. Gene Ontology annotation, cellular component: cell division site; septin complex; neuron projection. Lineage: Eukaryota; Metazoa; Chordata; Actinopteri; Syngnathiformes; Syngnathidae. Gene Ontology annotation, molecular function: GTPase activity; molecular adaptor activity; GTP binding.